CCUGUGUCACCAUAAGUGCUUCUCUGAGGAAGUCACAGGAAGUCUCAGUGCCUAGAAGGAGAAGCCUCAGGAGGUUCUGGCUGGGAGCUCUGCCGCAAGCACUGGCCAUCAGCCACGACCCGCAGGCCCAGACUGGGACAGCUACCUGGAACAGGAAAAAAGCGAAUGAAAAUGUUCCUGGGUUUCCCUGAAGACCUGGGUGAUGACUGCCUUCUGUAUUGCCCUGGUGUGUCACCAAGGACCUAAGGGUGAAUGCUUCCUGUCCACACUCGGUCCCUGCAACCAUGUCAUCUCUCCCAACAUCAUCAACAUCAUGCCACUACACCUCAAAACCCAGGGGGCUCCCGCGGGCUUCGUUCCAAAGGACACCCUCACCCUGGGAGAAGAUGAUGGAUGCACUAACCCGAAGGAACACAGACCCCAGGAGGCUCUGAAGAUGGAAGCCACAAUCCUGGGGGUGGUCCAGAUUCUGUGUGGCCUGGCGGUCUCAGCCAUGGGCAUCAUCCUCGCGUCUGCUGCCUUCUCCUCCCGGCGCAGUCCGGUGGUCUCCAGCUCUGUGACAUCUGGGUUCCCACUGGCAGGAGGCCUGAGUUUUGCAAUAUCUGGCUCUCUCUCGAUUAUCUCUGGGAAAAAAUCAACCAAGCCCUUGGCCCAGAGCAGCCUGGUCUCUAGUGCAGUGAGCUCCGCUGCUGCCGGGGCAGGAGGCAUCCUGCUCACCUACAGCCUGGUGGCCUUGGGGACUGCCGCUCCAUCUCCGAGCCCCAAGCAGGACUGUCUGUCUUCAGUGCCUAAUGCAGAAUACUAUUACUCCAUCUACGAACUCAAGGACUGUCUCCUGGCUGACUUCAGCCUAACAGGCACACUCAUCGUGAUGCUUGCCUUCAUGGGGUUGGAGCUCCUCAUGGCUGCCUACACUUCGGUCUUCUGGUACAGACAGAUCUGCUCUGCCAAGCCUGGGGUGUACUUUGCUUGCUUCCCAUCACAAGAUUACAUCCAAGGUGUCAAGAAGUCUUCAAAGUCCUGGGUAUGAGUUAUACUUGGCCUGGAGAGAAAAGGAGAAACCCAGUGACUAGACUUCUCUAAACUUUAAGCUAUUUAAAACACGGAAAUAAACUUUGAAAAACAGAA
Messenger RNA from Cavia porcellus (domestic guinea pig), 1128 nucleotides. RefSeq names its product membrane spanning 4-domains A7 (gene Ms4a7). Bases 203 to 1030 code for a protein of 275 amino acids. The record is from RefSeq and is a predicted model, not a curated record. Gene Ontology annotation, cellular component: trans-Golgi network; membrane. Lineage: Eukaryota; Metazoa; Chordata; Mammalia; Rodentia; Caviidae. The transcript is spliced from 8 exons.